GUAGUGGUACCGGUUGUGCAAAAAUUUUCCAUCUCUUGUUAACAGUUUAUUUUCUACUAAAAUUAAUGUUUUAUGUUUAAGAAUAUUUUAUUUAUUAAUUUAAUUUAAAUAUAUACAAAAAAAAAAAAAACAAUGUCUGAUUCCGAAGAAGAUUGGUUUAACAAAGAUGAAGAUGAAAUUGUCAAAAGCAUUAAAAAGAAAGACGACAAACCACCGGUUGAAUAUAUUGAAGCUGCCACAAAUUAUGAACCCAUGUAUGAUUUUUCUAGUUCCAAUGUAUCCUCGUUGUCAUUUAAAAAACUCAAACUCAUGGCCGAAAUGGAUUUUCUCGAAGCAUUCCUCGAAGUUGGCACAACCGAGUUUCUACGCAGUUUCAAUGUCAACACAAAGAUCGAUUCGAUUAUUCUAAUUGUCAAGAUCUUUGGCAAUCUGGCGCGUCUGAAUCGCCAAUUGCCUGAUUUCAUAUCCGAUUGUAUGCAUGUGUUUGUGGAAGACGAAUGUCUCAAUCGAAAUAUUAGCAAUUUGACCAAGAAACUAUUUGGCCCGUCUCAUUCGAAGAUGUGGAUUGAGAGUAAAAUUGAUAUUAUCGAUGUGACUGGGGAUUUGAUAUUGAUCUUUGAGAGAGCUUUUGAGUUUGGUUUGCAAAAUGACAAACUGAAGAAACUCAUUGACCACAUUGUGGCAGUGUUGGCUUCGGUUAAGCAAAUUGAUAAAGUUGCUGAUUUUAAGGAAAAGAUUUUUGAGUUGCAAAAGAGAUUUAAGGAACCGAUUGAGAAGAGGAAAGCAGAAGAUUCAGAUAUAUUUCCAACUUUGGAAGAUUUGCAUACGGAAAAGGUUACUCUUCUUAAACCAAACAUUGUCAAUGGUAAAUAUGCUUCGGUCGAGGAAUACCUUAGCAUACAGAAGAACUUACUACGUGAAGAUUUCAUUGCUCCUCUAAGAACUGCUGUUCUUUCAAUGAGAGGUCUUCAAAGACCCGAUGAAGUACAAGAUGUUAAAAUGUUUGAAAAUGUUAAAAUUGUUACGAAUGAGAACUUAUCAGUUCCCAAGUCUGAUAUGCUUCUUGUUGAUGUCUUUGCUCAUGCCAAGGACCAAUGUGAUGAUGUAACUUUUUCAAAACAAACUGAGGAACUAAAGUAUCUUAUUUGUGGGUCAUUGUUGUGUUUUUCUACAACUGAAAAUUUUGAUAAUCUUAUACUGGCUGUGGUAUCGAAUUCGGAUGCGGAAACUAUGAAUCAGGGAUAUAUAAACAUUGAAAUAAUCAACCAACGUAAUGUGGGUAGAAUUAUUGGUGUAACACUCCAAAUGAUGGCAUGUCCUGUAUUCUUUGAACCAUAUCGUCAUGCAUUUAACGUCUUAAACACAUACAACGAAGACAAUUUUCCAAUGACAAAUUACAUUGUUUAUACAGAGAAUCAACAAAAAAUGCCACGUUAUCUUUCCACUGACAUUCCUCCAAAAUACACUUAUCAAAGAAGUUCAUUUAAUCCUUUGCUUUUAGAAACCUACCCUAGCUCGAUUAAAUCCGACCUAACCGAUACUCAAUUGGCUGCAUUUCAAUCGGCUCUAAGUAAUGAAUUUUCACUCAUUCAAGGACCUCCAGGAACUGGAAAAACUGAAAUAUCAACAAGAAUUGCAGUAACACUCUUGGCAAAUACCACUUUGCCAAUUAUAAUUGUUGCAUAUACAAAUGAUGCAUUAGAUAAGUUUAUACUCAAGAUGCUCUCUCAUACUGAUAGUGUUGUUAGAUUAGGCAAUCAAUCGAAGAAUGAAGCACUUAACAAAUAUGGCGUGAAAGAAAUCUUUAAUACAAUUAAAGGUGAUCAAAGAUGCAAACGUCUGUAUUAUGCCACUAAAAUGGAAUACAGUGAUAAAUUUUCAAUCCUUCAAAAACUUCAAGUUGAUUUUGAUGGCACUGAAGAGGAAUAUCAGAAAAUUAUUGCUGCUCAGGAAGAUUUGAACACAGUUUCAAGGAAGCUUGAAAACCUCAAGAUGAUAUCGACCUAUUUGGCUGUCAAGGAUAAACGUAUCAUAGCCAUGACCACAACUUGUGCUGCCAAACAUAACUUAAUGUUACAAUUUUUAAAGGAUUCAAUUGUGAUUUUCGAAGAAGCUGCUGAAGUUCUUGAAUCUCACAUUUUAUCAUCGAUAACCAAGUACACUCAACAAGUGAUCCUCGUUGGCGAUCAUUAUCAAUUGCGACCACACACGAGUGUCUAUAAGUCAAGUCGAGAGUACAAAAUGAAUAUCUCGCUCUUUGAAAGAAUGGUCAACAAUAAUAUCAACACUGUGGUGUUGGAUACACAAUUUCGAAUGCGUCCAGAAAUUGCCGAUCUUAUUCGACCAUUAAUCUACAAAGAUUUACAAGAUGGCAUAACUGUAAAAAGUUAUAACAACAUUCGAGGAAUUAAGAGCAACUUGUUUUUUGUUACUCAUCAACAUAAAGAGAACGCUACGAAUAAUCUUGAAAUGAGUAAAUUCAAUGAUUUUGAAAAAGUUUGGAUGUGUGAUGUUGCUACGUAUUUGCUCAAACAUAAAUACACCCACAAUGAUAUUGUAUUGCUGACUACAUACCUCAAACAAAAGGAUCGAUUGUAUAGUCAUAUCUAUCGAAAUUGUCCACACCUUCAGGGUAUACAUAUUUCAACUGUAGACAAUUUCCAAGGUAGAGAAGCUAAUAUUGUACUACUUUCGCUGGUUAGAAGCAAUUGGAACAAUCAAAUUGGAUACCUCAAAGAACAAAAUAGAAUUUGUGUAGCUUUGUCCAGGGCCAAGAUGGGACUUUAUAUUGUUGGUAAUAUGGAUCUAUUGGCUGAGUGUAGCGGUACAUGGGAUAAAAUUAGAGAGAAACUUAAUGUACUCGAUGCUAUUGGAGACAAAUUGCCAUAUACAUCGAAUGAUGGGAUUUUUGAAUCACCUCUGGCAUAGAAACGUCUUAGCUCAACGAUUGUACAUUUAAACUUUCAUCCGAAAACAGUCAAACACCCGAUAUCUAACGUAAUCUAAUAUUUUUUUUUCUAACACAAGUCAAAGCUAAAAUAAAUACAACAACAUGUGUCACAGUCAACUGAUUGCCUAACGGUUACAUAUUUUGGUUAUCGAAUCUAUUUGAGAUAUAAAACAACAGAUAAUUAUUA
Molecule: messenger RNA, 3137 nt
Organism: Episyrphus balteatus (marmalade hoverfly)
Lineage: Eukaryota; Metazoa; Arthropoda; Insecta; Diptera; Syrphidae
Product: NFX1-type zinc finger-containing protein 1
Exons: 11
Coding region: 133-2928 (931 amino acids)
Biological process (GO): regulatory ncRNA-mediated heterochromatin formation
Cellular component (GO): nuclear RNA-directed RNA polymerase complex
Molecular function (GO): helicase activity
Source: RefSeq, a predicted model, not a curated record